Molecule: messenger RNA, 3894 nt
Organism: Melospiza georgiana
Lineage: Eukaryota; Metazoa; Chordata; Aves; Passeriformes; Passerellidae
Gene: OPLAH
Product: 5-oxoprolinase, ATP-hydrolysing
Biological process (GO): glutathione metabolic process
Cellular component (GO): cytosol
Molecular function (GO): 5-oxoprolinase (ATP-hydrolyzing) activity
Source: RefSeq, a predicted model, not a curated record
GCCGCCGCUCCCGGUACCGAUCCCGAUCCCGCUCCCGGUACCGCUCCCUGCGCAGCCAUGGCCGCCCCGCCGGGCCCCGGCGGCUUCCAGUUCGCCAUCGACCGCGGCGGGACCUUCACGGACGUGUUCGCCCGCUGCCCCGGCGGCCGCGUCCGCGUCCUCAAGCUGCUCUCCGAGGACCCCGCGUACCGCGACGCGCCCACCGAGGGCAUCCGCCGCGUCCUGCAGGAGGAGCUGGGGGUGCCCCUGCCCCGGGAGCAGCCCCUGGACGGGUCCCGGAUCCAGUGGAUCCGCAUGGGCACCACGGUGGCCACCAACGCGCUGCUGCAGCGCCGGGGCGAGCGCGCGGCCCUGGCCGUGACCCGCGGCUUCCGACACCUGCUGCACAUCGGGACACAGGCGCGGCCCCGCCUCUUCGACCUGGAGGUGGCCAUGCCGGACGUGCUGUACGAGGAGGUGAUCGAGGUGGACGAGCGGCUGAUCCCGGAGCAGGAGGAUUGUCACCUGCCCGGGAGUGACACCUGGGACAGGGUACAAGGUGUCUCCGGUGUCACCCUGCUGGUGCAGCGCCCUCUGGACGUGUCGCGGCUCCGCACGGACCUGGAGCGGCUCCUGGCCCGCGGCAUCCGGAGCCUGGCGGUGCUGCUGCUGCACAGCUACGCGUGGCCGGGUCACGAGGAGCAGGUGGGCGCCCUGGCGCUGUCCCUGGGUUUCUCCCAGGUGUCGCUCUCCUCGGCCGUGGCCGGCAUGGCGCGGGCGGUGCCGCGGGGGCUCACGGCCUGCGCCGACGCCUACCUGAGCCCAGGUGUGCGCCGGUACCUGCACGGCUUCUGCCAGGGCUUCCGGGAUGGGCUCAAGGGGGUCCCGGUGCAGUUCAUGCGCUCGGACGGGGGGCUCACGCCCAUGGCCAGCUUCGGGGGGGCCCGGGCCAUCCUGUCGGGCCCGGCCGCGGGGGUCGUGGGCUACGCCCGGACCACCUUCGACCCCCGGGACGGGACCCCCGUGAUCGGCUUCGACAUGGGAGGCACCUCCACGGACGUGAGCCGCUUCGCGGGGCAUUUCGAGCACGUCUUCGAGGCCAGCACGGCCGGGGUCUCCAUCCAGGCCCCGCAGCUCGACAUCAACACCGUGGCGGCCGGGGGGGGGUCCCGCCUCUUCUUCAGGUCCGGGCUCUACGUGGUCGGUCCCGAGUCCGCGGGCGCCCACCCGGGCCCCGCCUGUUACCGCAAGGGCGGUCCCCUGACGGUCACGGACGCCAACCUGGUUCUGGGCCGGCUGCUGCCCGAGUUCUUCCCGCGCAUCUUCGGGCCCGACGAGGACCAGCCGCUCUGUCGCGACACGGCCGCGGCGGCUUUCCGGGAGCUGGCCGCCACCAUCCGCGCCUUCCGGGGACACAGCGGCGGCGACAGCGGCGACAGCGGCGGCGACAGCGGCGGCGACAGCGGCGGCGGCAGCGGCGGCGACAGCGGCGACAGCGGCGGUGACAGCGGCGGUGACGAGCUGUCGGUGGAGGAGGUGGCGCUGGGCUUCAUCCGCGUGGCCAACGAGGCCAUGUGCCGGCCCAUCCGCGCCCUGACGCAGGCGCGGGGACACGACGCGGCGCGACACGUGCUGGCGUGCUUCGGGGGCGCCGGGGGGCAGCACGCGUGUGCCAUCGCCCGCACGCUGGGCAUGGCCCGCGUCUUCAUACACAAGCACAGCGGGCUGCUCUCGGCGCUCGGGCUCGCCCUCGCGGACGCGGUGCAGGAGGAGCAGGAGCCGUGCGCGCUCCCGUACGGCCCGGGCGCGUUCCCGCGGCUCGAGGCGCGCCUCCGCGAGCUGGAGCGGCGCUGCCGGGACGCGCUGAGCGCGCAGGGAUUCGCACCGGCUCAGAUCCGCACGGAGCCGUUCCUGCACCUGCGCUACGAGGGCACCGACUGCGCCCUGAUGGUGUCGGCGCAGGGACACCCGCCCGGCCCGGGCACCUGCGCGGCUGGCGACUUCCUGGCAGCCUUCACCGAGAGGUACCAGCAGGAGUUCGGUUUCACCAUGCCGGGCCGGGCCGUGCUCGUGGACGAUCUGCGGGUCCGGGGCACCGGCAGCACCGAGCCCGUGCCCGAGCGCCCCCUGGCGCCCCGGGGGGAGCCCCCGCGGGUGGAGACGGUGACCCGGUGCUAUUUCGAGGGCGGGUACCGGGACACCCCCGUGUUCCUGCUGGGGGAGCUGGGCUCGGACCACGCCCUGCCCGGGCCGGCCAUCGUCAUCGACACCAACAGCACCAUCGUGGUGGAGCCGGGCUGCGUGGCCCGUGUCACCGCCCUCGGCGACAUCAGCAUCGAGGUGACGGCGGGGACGGCGCCGCCGCUGGGCCCGGCCAUGGAGCCCGUGGCGCUCUCCGUGUUCUCGCACCGCUUCAUGAGCAUCGCAGAGCAGAUGGGGCGCACGCUGCAGCGCACGGCCAUCUCCACCAACAUCAAGGAGCGCCUCGACUUCUCGUGCGCCCUGUUCGGGCCCGACGGGGGGCUCGUGUCCAACGCCCCCCACAUCCCCGUGCACCUGGGCGCCAUGCAGGAGGCCGUGCAGUUCCAGAUCCGUAACCUGGGCCCGGAGCUGAGGGAGGGAGACGUGAUCCUGAGCAACCACCCCAUGGCGGGGGGCAGCCACCUGCCCGACCUGACCGUCAUCACACCUGUGUUCUGGCCAGGUGAGCCCCGCCCCGUGUUCUUCGUGGCCAGCCGCGGGCACCACGCCGACGUGGGCGGCUCCAGCCCGGGGUCGAUGCCGCCGCACUCGCAGAGCCUGGCCCAGGAGGGCGCCGCCUUCGUGUCCUUCAAGCUGGUGACCAACGGGCAGUUCCAGGAGCAAGCUGUCACCGAGGCCCUGCUGGCCCCCGGCGCCGUCCCCGGCUGCUCGGGCACGCGGAACCUGCGGGACAACCUGGCCGACCUGCGGGCACAGGUGGCAGCCAACCAGAAGGGCAUCGGGCUGGUGCGGGAGCUCAUCGGGCAGCACGGGCUGCGGGUGGUGCAGGCCUACAUGGGACACGUGCAGGCCAACGCGGAGGUGGCGGUCAGGGACACGCUGCGGGCGGUGGCCGCGCGCUGGGGGACGUCGCUGUGGGCCGAGGACACGAUGGACGACGGCACCCCCGUGCGGCUCAGGGUGACCCUGGAGCCCAAGGAGGGCAGCGCCGUGUUUGAUUUCGGGGGGACGGGACCCCAAGUUCUGGGGAACUGCAACGCCCCCCGCGCCAUCACCCUGUCGGCGCUGAUCUACUGCCUGCGGUGCCUGGUGGGACACGACAUACCUCUGAACCAGGGCUGCCUGGCCCCGGUGCAGGUGCGGAUCCCCCCGGGCUCCAUCCUUGACCCCGCCCCCGACGCCGCCGUGGUGGGCGGGAACGUGCUGACGUCACAGCGCGUGGUGGACGUGGUGCUGCGCGCGUUCGGCGUCUGCGCCGCCUCCCAGGGCUGCAUGAACAACGUCACCUUCGGCUCCCCUCGCGGCGGGUACUACGAGACCGUGGCCGGGGGCGCGGGGGCCGGGCCCGGCUGGGGGGGCCGCAGCGGGGUCCACACGCACAUGACCAACACGCGCAUCACCGACCCCGAGAUCCUCGAGAGCAGGUACCCGGUGGUGCUGCGGCGCUUCGAGCUCCGGGCGGGCUCGGGGGGGCGCGGGCCGGCACCGGGGGGGGAUGGGGUGGUCCGGGAGCUGCAGUUCCGGGCGCCCACCCAGCUCUCGGUGCUGAGCGAGCGCCCCACCAGGCCCUACGGGAUGGCAGGGGGGCUCCCGGGGGCGCCGGGGCUGAACCUGCUGCUGCGGAGGGACGGGAGAGUGAUCAACCUGGGCGGCAAGAGCUCGGUCUGCGUGGAGCCGGGGGGGAAAACGGUGGAGAAGGGCAGGAAAAACUGA